This is a messenger RNA of Lutra lutra (Eurasian river otter), 5325 nucleotides long. RefSeq names its product maestro heat-like repeat family member 5. The transcript has 29 exons. Gene Ontology annotation, cellular component: cytoplasm. Bases 2021 to 5260 code for a protein of 1079 amino acids. Lineage: Eukaryota; Metazoa; Chordata; Mammalia; Carnivora; Mustelidae. The record is from RefSeq and is a predicted model, not a curated record.
GGGCCCCUGGGAGAAACUUGGUUCACAGAUUCACUUUCUCAGGAGACGAGUCCCCAGUGAGCCCUGGAGACAGGGACUCGUGACUCAUAGCUGUGUCUCUUGGAGGUGCCCAUAACCAGCUGAGCGGCAGCCCAGCAGUCGCUCCCUGGACCUCAGACCUGGGCAGAGUGCCCCGUGCAGCCCUCCCCGCCCCGCUCUGGAGCUGGCCCAGCCCCCUCAGGACCCCAGAUUAGAUUCCUAGCAGCAGGAUUCCCAGUCAACUAUUGUGCACUCUGGGGGUCUUGGCAGACACCCCCUCGGGGCUGUUGUCUUCGGUGACCUUUUAAACAAUGUUUAUGGGUGAAUAACAUCUUUCAUAUGCGUUUCUGGGACGAGCCUGACCCUCGUUGCUAAGUUGACUUGCGGGGUGCCUGAGCAGUUUUGCAGGCUGCCGUACCGACCCCCCCCCCCGCCCCCGCCUCCAUGGGGACCCCUGCAGGGGUGGAUGGAGUGGGGGGCCAGAGCUUAAGGCCUGCAAGCUGAGGGGACCCGGCAUAGAGGGGUGUGCGGGCAGCAGGGAGCCAGGUGGUCACUGAUCUGGCAGAGGUGGAGGGAGAGACGGGGUCUUGCAGGAGGAGGGAUGACCCGCCCUCGCCCCUCCUCCAGCUGCCUCCCCAGGUGACCUCUGCCCUCUCUGGCCAAAGUAUCCACUUUGGGAUUUGGUUACCAUGAGCCACCCUAACGUUACCUCUUCAGGUCUACUGUCCCCUUUCUGACUUUGGGGUCUCACCUCACCUUCUCCAGGAAACCCGCCCAGGCUUCUUCCACUGUCCCUGACAGCAGCCCGGCCCCAUCCCAGGCUUGGAAUGGAUGACUAUGGCCCUUGUCUUAAGCAUGAAGAGGGUUUGGGGGACCAAUUUGCAAGAAGGGGGUUCAACACAGGGAAAACUGUCUUCUCCAAGCACGUCAACACCCAGCCAGAGCCCUUAGCCGGAGCACAGGCCAUGGGGGUCUGCGCGCCUUCGUUCAUCCCCAUACACAUUGGGGCUUUGGGGUGCAGACCGCCCCCUGCCUCCAGAGGGGAGGGUGCCGGGUGAGGGCUGGUGGGCGAGGGCCAGACGACCCUCUGGAGGCCGUGCUUUCUGGGAGGCCUGCGGCAGAGGCUGGAAGAGAGGCCAGGGCUCAGGAGAGGUGUGAGGGUCCUUUGGGGGUCCAAUGGACAGUUUUGGGGAGCCCCAGGGAGUUGAGGUGAGGGGAGCAGGAGGGGGUCCACAGGAUGCCAGAGCCUUAGGGUGGCCAUGGUCUCAGAGGUACCCUCUCUCAGAAGAAGAGCCCCCAGGUCAGGGCCUUGAGGGAGGUCUAUCUGCAGGCAUCUGGGUUACAUAGGUCCAGCCCAGAGAGGGUCUGUGGGGCCUCCAGGCGGCCCCUGAGCCCAGCCUGGCAGCAUCGGGGGCACCUGGAGGCUUCUUAGAAAUGCAGAAUCUGGCCUGUCCUGGGCCCUCUGUACCAGAAGGUGCCCCAGACCCAGGACCCUCGUCAUCUCCUCAUGCUGGGGAGCCUAGUGGACGGGUGGUUGGGUGUGGACGGUCGGGGGGUGGUGAGGGCUGGGGAGGGCCAGGCUGCUAUGGGGCACAUGACACCUCCCCCCAGCGCAGGCCAGACGCUAAAGCUUCUUUGGCGCCUCUGUCAGGUCCCUGAGCUGUAGUUGUACGGACAGUGGGAAGCAGAGUGUACAGACCGAGUGGUCACUGCCACACGAUCACAGGACUCGGAAUCCCAGAGUGUCUAGGGAGGGGAGCCUGGGGCCUGGUAAGGUGGGAGGGCCUUGGAUGUCAGCUCCAGGUAGGAACCUCAUCCCUCCCUCCUUCCCAUGUCCCCUGGGGACCCCAGUAAGGUCGGGGUGACUGACUGAGGUGGGGGUCCCCUGAUAGGGUUGGGUGACCUGCUGGGGGUACCUGGUAGUGUUGGGGUGACUGGAUCUGACUGGUCCUACCCUCUGUCCCCACCCCAGGACCUGUGCUCCCAGGAGGUGCCGCUGUCCAUGGUUGCUGCUCCUAGUGAUGACCCUCACUGUCCCCAGUGGAGGUCCAGCUGCCUGUCGCCUACAGAGGAGCAGGAGCAGGACAAUGGUCAGCCAGGCAGGGCGAUCUUGGAGGAGCCCCUGAAAGACAGACUGCUCCAGGAGGAAGCCCUCGUCGACAAAAUCAGGACCAUGUCUGUCUUGGAGAAGAACGUGGUGUUGGACACCAUCCACCACUGCAUCAAGGAGCAAACCCAGCUCAUCUGGAAGGAGGUGGCUGACACUGGCAUCCAGGAGCUCCUGGCGCCCUUGAACCUGGAACUCAAGCAGCCUUUGGAGAAGACAUUCCUCUUCCACGUUUUUGGGCUGAUCCUCAGAGAGACUACGGACCAGGAGCUAGUGAGAAGACACCUGGCGGACCUCCUGGAGCUGUCCCACCAGUCCAGCAGCCAGCGGGAGGGCAUUGCGGCGACCAUCGGCAUCGCGUCCUCCUCGCACCUGCAGGCGGUGUGGGCCUUGCUGGAGCACCUGGGCCGCACCAGGUUUCUGAGGACCGCCUUCAUGUCCCCAGAGUGCCCGCAGCCAGACCCUGACAGGCACUGGAGGUGGGUCAGCAGCACGUGUCUGCUGUGCUACGGGCAGAUGGCCCUGCACGCCCCGGAGCAGAUCCUGCCCUGGGUGGACAACAUCAUCUCCAGGAUGGUCUACUACUUCUCCUGCAGCUGCUACGACAACAUCCUGAAAACCAGCUUCCUCUCAGCGGCCAUCAUGCUUACGAAAGCUCUCAGGCAGGAGGAUGGCACCCAGAGCUAUAAAUUCACUCAGAUACCAGACCUUAUCCAGUGCCUCCUGCGCAUCCUUCAAAAGGAGCCCAACUUCCUGGCCACCCUCUUCCGGCAGAAGGUCAUAUUGGUCAUUGUGAAACUGAGCAGCCUGAGGCCGAGUCUCAAACCCAUGGUGAAGUCCCAGAUCCUGCAGACCUGCCUGCAGACUCUGUUCGUGCUCCCGCCAGGGGAGAAGUUGAAGAGCUGCUUACCUCUGCUAGACUUGGCCCCGGACGUCAUGGCGCUGUACAAGAAAUCCAUGCAGGCGCUGGACCUGCUUCUCCAGAGCUUCCUCUCCGAGAACAAGAGCAUGGACGAGAUGUGCUUCCUGCUGCAGCACAUGCAGCCCUGGCUGCAGUCAGACAAGAGCCACGAGCGCAAGCGGGCGGCACAGACCACCUUCCUGCUCCUCCAGUACACGGUGGACUAUGUGACACUCACUGAGGAGGCCACACCCUCCCUGCUGGGCCACCAGCUCGGCCUGCUGGUGCUGCUGUGGAGGGACAAGGACCUGGUGACUCGAAGCCACUCCCGCCAGAGCGUCUACUUGCUUCUGCAGCUUCUGAUCCAGCAGAAGGGGAGCACAGAGCAGUUCAUUCUUCUGAAUAAGAUGAAGAACUUCGAGGCAAAGGCCCGCAGGCAGUCGGAGAUGAAGUGCUACAACGUGGUGAAGGCCUUGAACAGGAGCCUGACGGUGGCCCAGCACACGCAGCUCAUCCUCACCCUCCUGGAAAGGCUGGGCAGCCACAGCCGGCCGCAGUGUGACCUGGCCUCGCAGCUGCUCCUGCUGCUCCUGGAGGACCGCGGCGUCAAGACAGAGCAGGUGGCCGAGAUCCUGCAGGGCCUGUUCCAGGAGCUGUCCUCUGUCGUGUUCAAGGGCGUCCUGCAGACCAUGAUGAAGGUGGUGACGGUGUUGGGGACUCAGUACACCCAAGAGACUGUAGAGGUGAUACUGUCCCUGUGUCACCCCUCCGAGAGACAGGUCCUACCACUGUGGAAGGCCCUGGCUGGCAGCUCGCGGCUGGCUCGAAGGGUGCUCACCCUGCUCUACGCGAAGCUGAAGCUGCGGCCCGCUGGGGAACUCCUCAGGCUCAGCCAGCCGGAGGAGCUCAUCUCCCUGCUGGCCCUGGGCACCAUUUACGAGCUCCUGUACACCCGGGAGUACAAGGCCACCGUGCGCUGGGCCUUCGCGGGCAUCCUCGUGGGCCUGCUCACCCAGCUGCGCUACCUGUUCGAGCUGGGCGCGGCGGACGGCAUCUCGGACUACGAGGAGGACGUCCUGGAGGUGCGGCCCCUCAGCCCCUGCAGGACCUGCCUGGAGGCCCUGAAGGGUCUCUUCUGGACCACCAGCUACUGGGAGGUGUUUGCCCACCUCAAGCUGCUGCAAGGCUGGGAGCUCUUUGAGCAUCUAGAAACCUACACCGAGGGAGUGACCCUCUUGGCUAGGGCCAUGGCCCACUAUGACUGUGAGGUCAAGGCUGUCCUGGGGCAGGCAGUCAUCUCCCUGAAGAGCUCCGAGGAACGGGACAACAUCGUGGCCAUUCUCAUCAUCACGGAGUUUCUCAACAGCCAAGACCUCACCCAGUACGUGUCCCGGAGGACCAUGGACAGUGUCCUGAGCCUGGGCCUCAACCACCCCAACCAGCUGGUGCGAGCCAUGAGCCUGAAGGGCCUCAGCAGCACGCUCAUGCACCCCAAGAAGGUGGUGCUGCUCCGUGGGCGGCUGGCUGGGCUGCUGGACCGUUUCGGGAAGCCGGAGCCCAAGGACCUCAUGGGCCUGAUGGAGAUCCUGGGUGACAUCCUGCACCACCUGGGGACUCAGGGCGUCGGCGCUGCCAGCCUCAAGAUGGCCCAGCACCUGUUGCCGCUGUUCGAGGAUGAGCAGGCCCCCGUGCGGGGAGGAGCCAUCUCGCUGUUCGGAGACGUGCUCCACAGCGGCGGCAUGAAGUACCGGCCGGAGCUCAAGACCUUCGCCUUUCAGGCCCUGGUGCCGCUGCUCUUCCACCUGGCAGACCCCUGCCCCGACGUGGCCAUGAACACCAAGCUCACCUUCCUGCGCUGCGCCAUUCUGCUCAAGUGGGAGUUUCGGAAGGAGCUGUUCGGGAAGCUGGCAUGGGGCCACGGCCUGGGCGCCGAGAACGACAUCUUCAUCUACAUGGUGGAGAGCAACUUCGGCAGCUAUCACCAGUUCCUCAUGCAGGCCCUGCACUACCUCGCCAGCCCCCACAGAAACCUGAGGCGGACGGCCAUGAAGUUCAUCGGGGGCCUCCUGCACGACUACUUCACUGACCUCUGCUUUUCCCUGAAGAAGGGCGACCUGAAUGUCCUCAGGAAACAUGUGGAGGUCCUGAGGCAGGACCCAGACUCCAUGAGCCGCAGAUUCUACCACAGCGUUUUGGAAGACAUCAGUGAACUCUCCCAGUUCGUGACUCACUGAGCCCUGGCCGUUGGCCUUGCUCCCGGCAUAUGCUGUGUUAUUUCUCUAUUAAAUGCGACAGAGUU